Messenger RNA from Polypterus senegalus (gray bichir), 1317 nucleotides. It is a transcript of the gene mphosph6, whose product is annotated as M-phase phosphoprotein 6. NCBI's taxonomy places the organism in Eukaryota, Metazoa, Chordata, Cladistia, Polypteriformes, Polypteridae. The record is from RefSeq and is a predicted model, not a curated record. Gene Ontology annotation, biological process: maturation of 5.8S rRNA. The transcript has 5 exons. The coding region runs from base 151 to 624 and encodes 157 amino acids.
UCGAUCGCUCGGUGGUUGUUCGCUAAUGCCUGAUAAUCGUUGCUUGUAAUCCAGCGUGGCUGUUCACGGCCUGGUAAACAGCUGCAGCGUGAAGUUGCUCGUGGUAGAUCAUUUAUUUUAGGAAUAUUAUUUUUUCUGAAGUUAAAGAAGAUGGCAAACGACGGUGCAAUAAAGCUUUCUAAAAAUCUCUUACGGAUGAAGUUUAUGCAGCGUGGUCUGGAUGCAGAAACAAAGAAGCAGUUAGAAGAGGAGGAGAAGAGAAUAAUCAGUGAUGAACACUGGUUCCUGGAUUUACCUGAACUUAAAGAGAAAGAGAGCUUCAUUAUUGAAGAAAGAAGUUUUGUACCUUGUGAAAAUUUGGUGUAUGGAAGAAUGUCUUUUAAAGGAUUUAAUCAAGAUGUUGAGAAAUUGAUGAUUUUGAUGAAUUCCCAAAGCAAGACCAAUGAAGAAGAGGAGAAGGAAGACUCGAGGGAAGCUGAUAUUUCUGAUGAGGAAAUGGCAAAGAGAUAUGAAACCAUGGUGGAGAGCAUUAGGAAAAGGUUCAAAAAGAAGCGUGACCGAGCUGAAGAAGAGGAUGUCCGGGGUCCAGAUGUCAAGAAAGCCUUUCUGAAACCUCAGGAUUAGACUGGACUAGUACAAAUGUUUCAAAAUAAUUUUUAAAUAUUUCAUGUAAAGAAAGAGAAAUUGCCUUUUUAAAAUUUUAUGUAGUCUUCAAUUGAUGCUUUUGAAUAAUUCUGAAAAUUACUUUAUUUGGAUGUUGUGCAUCCUUCAUUUUCUGUUAUUGUAAGACACUCUGAAAGUCUGUAUCUAAGCAUUGGUAGUCCUUUAUUGGGACUAAAUGCUGCUAGUUAGAUAAUGCAAAUCCAAAUGUUCUGGUUAAAAAGGGCCAUUGAUUUUGGCACCAUUUUUAUUUAUUUACAGUAUUCAAAGUUUACAUUUUAAGGUUUUUGACACUUUCAGUCAAAUAGAAAAAUGUCAACUGAUUUCAAUUUUUGUUACAUUCAACCGAAAAUAAGCAUUGCAAAAUCAAACAUACCAGUUAGAAAUUAAAAACAUUUUAAUAUUUUGAAAAAUGUACAUGACUGUUUUGUAAUGCAUUAGCUUCAGACAAUUUACAGUAUGAAUAUUGGCCUUCUUAAAAUAUAUUCUACUGAUAAAUACCAGCUAUGUAAAAUUCUGCAAAUAUACAGGAUAUCUAGUAAUUUUAUGUGCGCUUUAGUUUGGUAUUUUGAAUAACACAUCCAUUUUAAGCACAUAGUUGUUCACUAUUUUCAAAUAUAUUUAUUAUUAUUCUCUUAUGUUUUAUAAUGUGUUCUG